CUGGUAAAAACUCGACAGUUACCUUUUCUUCCGUAGUGUAUCAAUCGGUGGCUGCAUUCAAUUGUAAUAUGGAUUCAAUAUAUGAACAGGGCAACAUGCAGAGUGUGUGCCAGGCUGAUGGUACCUGGUCCGGUUCACCUCUGGAGUGCACCGUCACACGUUGUCCAUCCUUAUCUGCUCCCGCCAACGGCAGUGUCGUGGUGAGCCACAGCAACUUCACAAUAGGCACCGUGGUGACGCACUCGUGUGUUCGAGGCUAUACGCUGGUCGGGGCUACGGCCACUGUGUGUGAAGAGGGAGGCUUCUGGAGUGAUGCACCAGCAACAUGCACGAUUGUGCGCUGUCCGAUAAGUGCUACUCCGCGCCACGCUCAGCGUGUGCCCGCAUUCAACGACACGUCCACCGUCACUUACGGCACGCUGAUUCACUACAGCUGCAAUGCCGGCCAUACCCUGGUUGGCGCAGCCAUGCUGGAGUGUCUGGAGGACGGCUACUUGGAUUUCCGCAGUCCGUACUGUGUUGUAUCAGCGUGUCCAGUGCCUGACAGCGUGGCUAACUCCGUACGUCAUGGUGAUAUCUACAAGUUCAACCACACUGUAGCCUAUCAAUGUAAUACAGGCUUCUAUCUGCUGGGCACGGCCAAGCUGACGUGUACACGCCAUGGGAACUGGUCGGCUCAGCUGCCCUUCUGCCGGACAUAUGAAUGUGAUACAAGUUUUCCACCACCUGCGGAAGGCACAACCAUCACCAGCCAAGGCCCGUUCUCGACUAACAUCACGCUACACGAAGGUGACACGAUCAUUACGCAGUGCAACGCCGGCUAUGACAGCACGCUGCCUCUCAGCGCACUGUGCCGCGGUGGCAACUGGACGCCUGUGUUUGCGCCGAACUGCACGCGGCUCAUCUGCCCGGCACCGAUUUCGUCCGGCAACAAUUCCGUGCGAGUGUUUGCCGGCACGCCACAGGAGGAUGUGCAUGUGUUCCAUUGCCAGCGCGGCUACUCCUGGCUUUGGCCCUUCCCUACGUACACGCUGACCUGCGGGCAUGACUUGCAAUGGUCCGGUACGGUUCCCAACUGCACGCUCGUCGCAUGCCCUCCGCUGCCGGUCAGUCCGUCAGUCACAUGGAGCAGCCCCAGCGGCGUGUUCCAGGAUGCGGUCACUGGGCAGUGCAAGCUGGGCUUUGAGCUGGUACGUGGUAACCUGACGCAGGUCUGCCAGGCCGGCGGCCAGUGGUCGGGCGACAUGCCCGUGUGCGAAGCCGUGCAGUGUCCGGCGUUCCAGCUGCCGCCCAACGUCGUCCUCUCCUACUUUGAGGGCAACUCGUACAGUAAUAGUCUGUGGUUUACCUGCACCGUGGGUUACAAGCUAACGCCGCCUACCGUAAUCACAUGCACUGCGAACAGCACAUGGUCAAAUCCAAUACCCAACUGCCAUCGUAUCAACUGCCCGCCAGUACCACAGCUGACCUACCCGAGCGGUAUCAUAUCAUCAUCACAGAGUAGCAGCAGCAGCAGCAGUUCCGUAUCAUCACGUAUGGACUUCAGCACCGUUGUACACUACAUGUGUAUGCCUGGCUACUCUCUGGACGGUGCGUGGAACACCACCUGCUCGGAGCACAGCAACUGGACCAAUCCGGCACCCACCUGCCGACCCAUCUCGUGUAACGUCUCCGACCUGGGCGGGGUUCAGAACGGCUACCACAGUGUCCUGUCAUUCGCGCCGGCCUUCUUUGGCCAGGCUGUCACGUGGCGCUGUCAAGCCGGCUUCCGUCUCAUCGGUUCGGCAACGCAGACCUGUACGCAGGACACCAACUUGCCGGGACGCUGGAGUGGAAUGAAACCCGUGUGUGAUAGUGAGUAA
This is a messenger RNA of Sycon ciliatum, 1862 nucleotides long. RefSeq names its product CUB and sushi domain-containing protein 3-like. The coding region runs from base 69 to 1862 and encodes 597 amino acids. Lineage: Eukaryota; Metazoa; Porifera; Calcarea; Leucosolenida; Sycettidae. The record is from RefSeq and is a predicted model, not a curated record. The transcript has 6 exons.